Messenger RNA from Capsicum annuum, 1034 nucleotides. RefSeq names its product NAC domain-containing protein 6. Gene Ontology annotation, biological process: regulation of DNA-templated transcription. The record is from RefSeq and is a predicted model, not a curated record. Gene Ontology annotation, molecular function: DNA binding. Lineage: Eukaryota; Viridiplantae; Streptophyta; Magnoliopsida; Solanales; Solanaceae. The coding region runs from base 86 to 844 and encodes 252 amino acids. The transcript has 3 exons.
UGCAAAACAGGACAAAAGUUUUGGCCUAUAUAAGAGGCUCCUUAAUUUAUGUAGUCACAAACAUACUGUAAGAGAAAAAAAGAAAAUGUCACCGGCAGAGCUUGAACUUCCUGGCUUCCGCUUUCAUCCUACUGAAGAAGAACUUAUCAACUUCUACCUCAAAAGGAUUAUCGAUGACAACAAACUUGAUUCCAAUGUCAUUGGUUUUCUCAACAUUUACCUGUCUGAUCCUUGGGAGUUACCUGGGUUGGCAAAACCAGGGGAAAGAGAGUGGUAUUUUUUUGUACCAAUAAACAGGAAACAUGGUCCUAAAGGGAAGCCCAACAGAACAACAAGAAAUGGUUUCUGGAAAGCAACUGGUUCGGAUCGCCCAAUUCGUUCUUAUUUAGACCCGAAAAAGAUUAUUGGGCUCAAGAAAACUUUGGUUUUCUAUGGUGGAAGGGCACCUAAAGGCAGCAGAACAGAUUGGGUCAUGAAUGAGUACAGACUUCCUGAUGAACAUAAGGAUCAUGACAUAGUACUUUGCAAAGUCUACAGAAAGGCAACCUCCUUUAAAGAAUUGGAGCAAAGGGCAACGGUUGAAGAAGAUGCAGCAAAAACAUACAUGCCAACUCCUCAUGAAUCACAGGACAUACUUGGUUCUUUAGAAUCAUCAAAAAAUGACAUGUAUUUCAAAAGUUGUGAAGAAGAAAAUUAUCACACAACACUGACGCUACCUCAAUUGUCUGGUUCAAAUGCAUUUGUGGAACCAUCCAAGUUUAGCAUUGACUCAUUGUCAAGUCCUCUCUGGACUGAACUGCAAAACACAGGGCAAGACUUUUGGAGUCUAUUUUCUUUGUCCUGACGUGAUUAAUUACUUACUUCUUUAAGCUAGAAUGAGAUAUUUCAAUAUGGAAGUUUUUAAUGGACUUUAGUAAUUGCAUGUUUGAUGUCGAAGUAAUUGACUUGUGGAAAAUAAUUGUAAUCUGACAAUUUUGACGUUAUUGCUGUUUAGUUCAUUUAGGAAUCUUGAUGUUCCCAAGUUCUCUGUGUUA